AUGAAACUUCCAAUUGAUUUUCAUUUUUUUCCCUUCAAAUUUCAUAGCAAAAUUUCCUGCCCUGUAGGGGUCUCGAUGGUGCAAUCUCAUAAUGUAAACACCUCUAAUGUAGGGAAGUUCCUUUUGAAUUUAAUCCUCCUUUUUCCUAUAAAAUUCCUUCAAUCUAUAUGACCAUAGGAGAAGAUAAAUUCCAACUUGUGUGCAGUGUGUAUAAGUGCACCGAUUUUUUAUUCAGCGGGACAUUGCACAUUUGCUAUGGGAACUGUCAGAUUUUUAUGAAUUGCAUAUUUUUAUUUAUUUAUUUUGAAACAGAAGAGCACAGCGCUCCCCUUUUCCAUUACUGGAAACGACAAUUGUUCAGCUACAGAGCAAACUGAAAAGAAAAUCAACAUUCACAUAUAUUUUGGCUGAAAGGAACUUUCAUACUGUUGAGGAAGAAAAUAAUUUGCUUUGAAGCAAUGGCUUGGACGUUGACAUCAGUCUGGACCCUAUAAUCGUGUUUUGUAGUUGUAUCAUGAUGUGUUUUCAUCUGAUUAUCUUUCGGUAGUUACUCAUAUGGUUUUGUGCUCUUCUGCUAUUUGGCAUUCUGGACAGUUUACUCCUUGUUUCUUUGUACCAAAGAAUCGUGGUAGCUCCAUAUCAUGAUGUGCUACAUUGAUCAAUCAACUGGUAAGGUAUACGGGAGAGAUUAUACACAAACCAACCCAUAGAUGGGCCUAUUAGGGCCUACUAGCCCCGGUUACUGGCUUACGGCCUACUCCUACUCGUACUCGGCCUUUCUCGAUUUCUCCAUAUAAGAAAGCUAUACGAUUUCCUCUCUCUCAAAAAAAAAAUAAUAAAAAGAGGCAGGAGCAGCUAUACGAUUUCCUCCUACGCGAGAAACCCCAAUUCCCCAACCUCGCCGGCGAUCGCCGAUUAUCGCGGCCUCGCCGCCGGCGGCUCCCACCGGCGAUGCACCUGUCCCCACAACUCGGCGAGACUAUGCCCUCGAAGAAACGGAAGGUAGAGCUCCACGCCGACGAUCAGCCUCCGCCAACCCAGGCAAUAAUGGCCACACCAGAGCCCUGCAGUGGACGCCCAUGGCCGGACCUCCCGUCGGAGCUCCUGGGCCUCGUGCUCCUCCGCCUGCCGUCCCACGCCGACCGCGUCCGCCUCCGCGCCGUCUGCCGCCCAUGGCGCUCCAGCGCGCGGGUGGAGCUGGAUCUUCUUCCGCCGCCCCUCCCGUGGCUCCUCCUCCGCGGCGGCGCCUUCAUCACCCUCCCCGACGGCGCGGCCCACCGCUUGCCCGCCGUCCCCGGCGAUGCCACGCACCUCGCUUCCACGGGAAGCGGCCUCCUCAUCGUGCACGGCGACGGCAUGCUCUCCCUGAUGAACCCGUCCUCCUUGGCAACGACCCCUCUCGCCGCCCUCGCCGCCGUGCUCCCUAAAUACAUCAGGUACAAAUACCUCGCCGCCGAUAGGCAACGACUUGUCCCGCUGAUCAACAAGGCGGUGGUGUCUGAUAACUUCACCGCUUUGCUGAUCGGAAACCGCACUUGGAAGGUCAUUGUCACUAUUGGAUUUUCACCUCCACUUGCACAUUUCCCUAGCUCCAUCGUCGACAUUGCAUCCUUCCAAGGGAAGCUCUACUACCUAACAUCUGACGUAAGGAAACGUCAGGAGGAGCUCUAUAUCUUUGGAGUCGAUAAUGCUAAGCAGAUUGGCAUAAGAUGCAUAAGCAGCACCCUGAAAGAUAUAGGCGAGGAAUCAUGGUUUGGCCCUUGCUCCACCGAAAGGUACGCGACGGAGCGAUAUCUCGUCGCGUCCAACGAUCGGCUGCUCAUGGUGCGACGGUGGAUCAAUCUUCCACCAAUCUAUCCAAGCGACAGUGGCAUUGUUAAGCGAACACGGCGGUUCGAAGUCUUUGAAGCCGCAGACCUGAGCAGUGGCUGUGGAAGGUGGAUCAAGGUGGAUACAUUGAUGGGGCAUGCUCUCUUUGUUAGCAAGGGCUGCUCCAAGUCGCUCAGUGCCGGAGCUGAAGAAGACUGCAUCUACUUCAUGCAUGAGGACAUCAAGAAUGGGAAGCCUGAAGAUCCUUUUUUGGACUCUGGCGUGUACAACAUGAGAGACGGGACAGUGGCGCCAUUGUUGACAGAGACUCUAGUGGCGGAGCCUCUUGCAGUACACGGCGGUCCAUGGUGUCCAACUUGGCUUUUCCCCUCUGAAACUUGAACUUAGUUGGAUAGUAUUCUUGCUUCCAGGUGUUAUAUUUACGAUUUCUCUUCUUGGCAUCUCCUGAUAGUAGAGUUUUGGCAUGAACAUAAGAGAAGUGUCAAUUAACUUUUACUGAUGGUUCAGAUGUAAAUGUAAUCAGGUUGCUUUUGGUAAGAUGAAGGAAACACAUUCAGAUCUAA
Messenger RNA from Oryza sativa Japonica Group (Japanese rice), 2393 nucleotides. NCBI's taxonomy places the organism in Eukaryota, Viridiplantae, Streptophyta, Magnoliopsida, Poales, Poaceae. The record is from RefSeq and is a predicted model, not a curated record.